AUGCGGGUUGGCUUCAUGGGCCUAGGUGCCAUGGGAACACCCAUGGCACUGAAUCUAUCGCGAAGAUUCCCCAUUGCCGUCUGGAAUCGAAGUCCAUCGAAAUAUCCCCUGCUGAGACAAGCAGGGGCAAUAGUGGCCGAAACACCGCAGGAGCUUGCAGAAAAGACCGACGUUGUUUUUACGAUGCUAUUCGACGAGAAUGCCUACCAAUCUAUCCUCAAUGAAGAUUUCUGGAAAGCUCUCCGUGGAAAGACCCUGGUAAACUCAAGCUCGGUUUCUGUCGAGUUCAGUCACUACUUAGCUGGCGAGGCCCGGAAAGCAGGUGCGCAGUUCAUUGAAAUGCCCGUGAGUGGCAGCAAGGUCCCAGCCGAGCAAGGUCAACUUAUCGGUAUGCUGGCCGGGGACUUCGAUACCGCUCAGCAGGUCAAAAGCAUCGUUGAACCUAUGACGAAAGACGCGAUUUACUGCGGCAACAUUGGCAUGGGCCUCAAGACCAAGUACGCCGUUAAUGUUUUUCUCAUCACCAUGACGGCUGGCCUAGCCGAGUCGAUGGCUCUUGCAAAGGCGCAGGGUCUCGACAUUGCUGCCUUUGGGCAGGUGCUCGAUGCCGGUCCCAUGGCUUCGGCGUACUCUAAGAUGAAAAUCGACAAGAUGGUACGCCAGGAUUACUCACCCCAGGCGACUCUGGAGGAUUGCUACAAUCUGACACAGCUCAUCGUGUCAGCUUCCGAGGAGGCCAAUGCUCAAACCCCUUUGAUUCAGCUUUGCGGUUCGCUGUACCGCAGGGCAAUCGCGCAGGGCCAUGGAAAGGACGAUAUGAUCGCCGUGGAAAAACUUUUGGGCAACACGGAUACUAGUAUUGAGACUGAGAAAGAUUAG
Messenger RNA from Aspergillus clavatus NRRL 1, 879 nucleotides. Its product is annotated as NAD(P)-dependent oxidoreductase. The transcript has a single exon. The coding region runs from base 1 to 879 and encodes 292 amino acids. Gene Ontology annotation, molecular function: NAD binding; oxidoreductase activity, acting on the CH-OH group of donors, NAD or NADP as acceptor; NADP binding. NCBI's taxonomy places the organism in Eukaryota, Fungi, Ascomycota, Eurotiomycetes, Eurotiales, Aspergillaceae. The record is from RefSeq and is a predicted model, not a curated record.